This is a messenger RNA of Hypomesus transpacificus, 2283 nucleotides long. RefSeq names its product adaptor related protein complex 1 subunit mu 1 (gene ap1m1). Gene Ontology annotation, molecular function: clathrin-cargo adaptor activity. Bases 157 to 1428 code for a protein of 423 amino acids. Lineage: Eukaryota; Metazoa; Chordata; Actinopteri; Osmeriformes; Osmeridae. The transcript has 12 exons. Gene Ontology annotation, cellular component: clathrin adaptor complex; clathrin-coated vesicle. The record is from RefSeq and is a predicted model, not a curated record. Gene Ontology annotation, biological process: intracellular protein transport; vesicle-mediated transport.
UAUUCUACCUCGUUGGUUACAACGGAGGGAGGAAAGGGGAUACAAUUGUUUCCCUUUUUUUUGAAUUUUAUCUCAAAGUAAGCCAAAGUGAAGGUACUGAUAUUCCUUUAUAUUCUGCAAAAGAAGCAAACCGCUUUUGCGGUUUAGUUGAGCAGAAUGUCGGCAAGUGCCGUAUACGUGUUGGAUUUAAAGGGCAAGGUCCUCGUCUGUCGUAACUACCGUGGGGAUGUGGACAUGUCGGAGAUUGAACACUUCAUGACCCUUCUGAUGGACAAAGAGGAAGAGGGCACCCUCUCUCCAAUCCUGGCGCACGGAGGAGUGCGCUUCAUGUGGAUCAAACACAACAACCUGUACCUGGUUGCAACCUCAAAGAAAAAUGCCUCAGUCUCCCUGGUUUUCUCAUUUCUCUACAAGAUUAUCCAGGUGUUCUCCGAGUACUUCAAGGAGCUGGAGGAGGAGAGCAUCAGGGAUAACUUUGUGAUAAUCUACGAGCUGAUGGACGAGCUGAUGGACUUCGGUUACCCCCAGACCACAGACAGCAAGAUCCUACAAGAAUACAUCACUCAGGAGGGUCACAAGUUGGAUACAGGGGCUCCACGGCCCCCAGCAACCGUCACCAACGCCGUGUCCUGGAGGUCGGAGGGCAUCAAGUACAGGAAGAACGAGGUCUUCCUGGACGUCAUCGAAUCAGUCAAUCUGCUGGUCAGCGCCAAUGGCAAUGUUCUGCGUAGUGAGAUUGUUGGUUCCAUUAAGAUGCGUGUGUUCCUCUCCGGUAUGCCUGAACUACGACUGGGCCUCAAUGACAAGGUUCUGUUUGAAAACACUGGAAGAGGGAAGAGUAAGUCAGUGGAGCUGGAAGACGUCAAGUUCCACCAGUGCGUGCGUCUGUCCCGCUUCGAGAACGACCGCACCAUCUCCUUCAUCCCCCCGGACGGGGAGUUUGAGCUCAUGUCCUACCGCCUCAACACACACGUGAAGCCUCUGAUCUGGAUUGAGUCGGUGAUUGAAAAACACUCCCACAGCCGAAUCGAAUACAUGAUCAAGGCCAAAAGUCAGUUCAAGAGACGCUCUACAGCCAACAAUGUGGAGAUCCACAUUCCUGUCCCCACGGAUGCUGAUUCACCCAAGUUCAAAACCACGGUGGGCAGUGUCAAGUGGGUUCCAGAGAACAGCGAGAUCGUCUGGUCCAUCAAGUCUUUUCCUGGAGGGAAAGAGUACCUGAUGCGGGCUCACUUUGGACUGCCCAGCGUGGAGGCAGAGGACAAGGAGGGGAAGCCCCCCAUAAGUGUGAAGUUUGAGAUCCCCUACUUCACCACUUCCGGCAUCCAGGUGCGCUACCUGAAGAUCAUAGAGAAGAGCGGCUACCAGGCCCUGCCAUGGGUGCGCUACAUCACGCAGAACGGCGAUUAUCAGCUUCGGACCCAGUAGGCGGAGCUUCAGUCUGCAGUGAGCAGGUGGAAGAAGGAGGCGGAGUCUCCCUGACAUCCGAGUGCGACAGGUGUCAAUCAUGCGGCAUCACUGGCUCUCUGUGUCAGUUUAUCUUGUUCAAAUAGGUCAUUUACAUUUAAUAUCUCAUGCAAUCACGUGAAGGCAUCCUUUGUCAUACUUUGCAUUACAAGUUGUAGUGUUGUAGGCACUGUUUAGCUCCGAACACAGGAAAGGCUAUUGGAGAAAUGGACAAAGUUUACUUCUGAGCUGUGCAGUCCACAUUCACAUGUUAUACUGUUUGUGGGUCGUUUGAGGGGACGUUACAAGGUUCUGUUCAUAAGUUACUUUUAUCACAACACAGGUCAGCUGCUUCCUCUGUGUCAGUCUUAGGCAAUGAUUUAUUCUUUCAUGUACGAAACAGUAUUUUUUUGUGUUCUGUCACGUCUCAAAUUUGAUUGUAUAUAUUUGUUGGUACAGUACGUCUUAAAUUCCAAUUAAGUGUUUUUUUUCUUUUCUUCAGGUCACUAUGAAAUAAUCUGUAUUUUUUGUAUUUUUUAUAUUUACACCCCACUCAGUGUUUGGCCUGUCUUGCCAUGGAUGAUGGCCAAUAGCGAUAAUGCUUGUAAUCCAAUAAGCCAAAAAAGGUAUGAUAUUACUGGUCAAGUUGCCCAAGAAUUUAAACUCUAUGCCAACUCUAAGGUGUCUAACCUCCUUCUGCACCUAUCGCACUCUAAAUCCCUUUUGAUUUCAUGCCUGUGAAAUUAAAAAUCAAUGAUUACCUGUUGAGAAUAAUUAUUUUCCUCGUUGUGACAUGUUACCACUCAAUUUCAAAUCAAUAAAUACAUGUUUAGCAUA